AUGACGGAGAACGGUUGCCUGCCAAAGGACAAUUUCACAUUGGCCCUAAAAGUAGUAACAGGAGUGAGCGUUGGAGUGUUCUUGCCAUUUUUCAUGUCCUUCUGGCUCUACUUGGGGCUCCAGAAAAGGAGACUUAUCAGAACAAAGCAGAAAUUCUUCGAGCUAAAUGGAGGUGUAUUCCUGCAGCAGCAGAUACGUAACUACAGUGACACCAGCAAAGGGGGUGGAGGGUUCAAGAUCUUUACCAAGGAAGAGCUCGAGAAAGCGACCAACAACUUCGCAGCCGGCCGUGUUCUUGGCCACGGAGGGCACGGUAUUGUCUACAAGGGUGUCCUUGAGGACAAGACAGUGGUGGCGGUCAAGAAGUCAAAGACGACCGAAGAGGUCCCUACCAAGGAAUUCGCGAGGGAGAUGUUCAUCCUCUCCCAGAUCAACCACAAGAAUGUCGUCAAGCUGCUUGGAUGCUGCCUCGAAGUAGAAGUGCCAAUGUUGGUCUACGAGUUCGUCUCAAAUGGUACACUGUACCACUACAUCCAUGGUAGUAGGGGCCUUGACUCUGAUACAGGCUUCAACACCUGCCUUCGAAUAGCAGUAGAGGCAGCCGAGGCACUGGCAUAUAUGCACUCUUCAGCCUCACCGCCAAUUCUCCAUGGAGACGUCAAGACGGCAAACAUUCUGUUGGAUGACAAGCUUACAGCAAAAGUUUCAGAUUUCGGAGCAUCAAAACUAGCACCAACUGAUGAGGCCAAGAUGGCAACAUUGGUGCAGGGAACUUGCGGUUACCUUGACCCGGAAUACCUAAUGACAUGCCGGCUGACUGAUAAGAGUGAUGUGUACAGCUUUGGCGUCGUCCUAUUGGAGCUUCUGACAAGGAAAAAGGCACUCUACUUCGACGGGCCAGAGGAAGAUAGAAGCCUUGUUUUAUGCUUCAUGAUGGCAGUAAAGGUAGGCCAGCACCAAGACCUUCUGGACAGCCAAGUGAGGGACGAGAUGACAAUUGAAGCGCUCGAAGAGAUCACACACCUCGUCAUGAGAUGCUUGAACAUGAGUGGAGAGGAGCGGCCAACGAUGAAGGAGGUUGCAGAGAGGUUGGAGAUGCUGAGGAGAUACCACAACCACCCGUGGGCUCAAGCAGAUGCCAAUCCGGAGGAGGAACAAAGUUUGCUUGCUAUGGAACCACAUAAUGUGAAUUACAAGUUCACACAAGAUUGUGUCCUUGAUUUUGAAGCAAGCAGUACAUACAGCUAUAGCUUGUAG
Triticum turgidum subsp. durum (durum wheat) is the source of this 1257-nucleotide messenger RNA. Lineage: Eukaryota; Viridiplantae; Streptophyta; Magnoliopsida; Poales; Poaceae. The record is from the annotation of a GenBank genome assembly.